CUACGAUGCUUGUUGGGAUCGUGUGGAGAGUAUCCUCAGGAUGGGGAUUACUCGUGAGGUUCGGCGACAGGAUAAUCUGCGCCUAUGGUUAUCGGGUGAUUUUUGUCUCCCCCGUCUCUUUAUUGAGGGUCCCUGCCCGGUGGCUCCCCGUAUGUAUCAAUACGGGGAUGAUCCUCUGGAAUAUCUACGAUAUUUGUCCGGGGAUCCUACUCUCGGGGAGGAGAUCGUCGACAAGUACGACUGGUUUGCCUUCUUUGAGCAUGUUCGUGGGGAUGCCUUUGAUCGUCUUCGCGGUGUCUAAGGCUGAAGGAAUCCUCUUUUCUCCUGAUGCGGCCAUCGUACCCGGUUUUACUGCGUCCAGGAUCUAUAUUUUUUUCUUUAAUUUUUUUCUAAAAAUAUUUUAA
This is a messenger RNA of Diachasmimorpha longicaudata, 404 nucleotides long. RefSeq lists its product as uncharacterized. NCBI's taxonomy places the organism in Eukaryota, Metazoa, Arthropoda, Insecta, Hymenoptera, Braconidae. The coding region runs from base 6 to 404 and encodes 132 amino acids. The record is from RefSeq and is a predicted model, not a curated record. The transcript has 3 exons.